UCUUUAUAAAUGUUCUGUAUUUAUGUGGUUUUUGUUAGCUAUUUUUGUUUUUUUAACAUGAUUAAAAGAUCUGAUUUAGGAGCUGGAGAGAUGGCUCAGAAAUUAAAAGUGCGGGCUGUGCUUGUAGAGGAUGCAAGUUCAGUUCCUAGCACCUACACAGGGUGGCUAACAAUCACCUGUUAUUAAAGCUUGAGGGGAUCCUGUACCCUCCAUGGGCACUGCACUCAUGUACACAAACCUACAAAUAUGUACAUAAUUUAAUUUUUUUAUUUACAAAAGAAAAAUAAAUUUUCUGAUGUAUACUCCUCUCCUGAAGCCUAUUUCUGGUCUUCCACAAUUUCUGCUGAGGUUUUGGUGUUUUGUUUCGUUUUUAUGUCUUGUAACCUUUUUCUUGUUUAAAAAAAUGGACAGGUUUGAUUUUAUUAAUAAGAACUUUUAAAAUUCCUGCUACAGUGUGACUGUUGUUUUCUUUGAUCUUGAGAUGAAUCUGAACCCGGGUGGGAGCGCUUGGUUAGUGCUGACUGCCUGAUCUAUACUCUGCUGCAAAAGCAUGCACAAUCUAUAAAUGGAUUAUAAUCUAUAGAGUUCAGUGCUCCUAGAUUAGUUCGAAACUAGCACAUUAUUUUUAAUAAAAUGUGUGCUUUGUGGGGGGAGGGGACCUAAGAAUUAAUUGUGGUUACAGGUACCUAAGGUCCUUACUGAGUCUUGACUGUGGUAUUAGUGAAGAUUUAUGAAUGCUUACUGUGUGCCUGGCAAGGCUGAGCCUUUUCCAUGUGUGACCUUGUGUUGUCCUGGAUGAAGUUGGUGCUCAUGGUUCAGAUGAAGAGUGAUGGGUAGAGGAGUUAGGAACUGACCCUGUCACCCACCUCACGAAUGUGGGAUUGUGGGUAAAUACCUGGGCCACUGUGGCCCUGCCUGCUUCCCAGUGGGUGUGGAAGGACUUGUUUAAUUACAUCUUUUUUCUUUUGUAGUAGGCUAACCUGGUUUUUUAUUUCUUUUUACAGCCAUCCACAGUCAGUUUUAACUUGCUCAUGGAAGCUGGAGAAUUAUGUCUCUGUGUGUAGGCUCCAAGUAUGAAAUCAUUGUAUAUUUCUCUUUAGAUAUAUUUGCUUUUCUGUGUGUGAAGGAAGGUUCCAUUUGAGCAGGGAGACUGACUUUCAAAUGAGGGUUCUUUGUUGGAUGAAAGUGAAGCAAACUUUCAUUUUGGCAGCAACAGGGAAGAAGUAAACAUCAGUAUAGCGCAGACCUGGGCUCCCAGCUCACUUUGCUCAACUCUUCCAGACCCCUGAGCAAACACAGAUGGGUUUCCACUUCUCAGUUUUAUGUAGCAAGUUCUUUAGACUAUAAAUUCCAAAUGCUACUUGGAAUUUUUCAAUGUUUGCUUGAUUGCAUGCCAUGGGCAGGUCACAAGCCUUGGUUUAUAUGAUAUAAAGGUUUUAGAAGGUGGUGAUGAGUACUAAGGUGUCUUUUUUUUUUUUUUUUUUAUUUUGGACUAUAUUAUGGUCUCUCCUAAUGGUGAUUCUUAUGUUUAACUCAGGUCUAAAUGACUAAAUUUCCUGGUAAUUUCGUGGCAGGAGCUUUGAAAACCUGAUUUUUAAGAAGUAGAAUGGGGGUGGUCUUUGAAAAGGUGGUGUUCUGAAUUUAGUCCUGAUGUGCAAAAAAUUCCAGGAAUGAUUAAUAAAAGUAGAGAGGCUGGAGGGUGGCAUGGGGAAAGGCUUGGUGAAGCUGAGCUGCCCCCAUCCUUGCCAUCAUCAAAUACUGUGACUGUGACAUUUUGAAGUGUUGUUUUGAGUAUUUGCUUUUAAUCCUAGAACCUCAUGAUUGUAUUUUCACCUCUUAGUGCCUAGUAAUUGUAGGAAUGAAAAGAAGAGGGUGUGUGCAGCCAGCUGAUAACUCAGCGGCACGGGCUCAGGUGGCAGGCGGCAGAGACGUGACUCAUGGUGCUGCUUCCCUAGACGAAGCCCUGGGAGGCCCUUGAAGGGGUCUGGGCUCUCGCUCCACUGCAGCCUUCAUCUUGCCUCUGAAAUACUGACACAAGAUGUCCAGGCUCGCUCUCUUCAUAGAUCUGCUACGCUUUUUAAAAAUACAAAGUUUGUUUUCUUUUUAAAGCACAGUGAAAUGAAAUGAGGUGUUUUCAUGACGUGGUCUCCUUGAGCCUCCACCACAGCAGUCUGUGUGUGUGUGAUGCAUCUUUGCACCAGCGCAGUGCACCAGUGCAGCAGCUCUCAGCUCCAAGAUGCUCUCUCCUUAGAGUUCUAUGCAGAGGGCUUGUGGGAUUACUUUGUGUGUGGAUUUUGUUGUUGUUUUUGAUGGUUUUUUGGUUUUAUUUUUAGUUUUUUUGCUAGCAUUGUGUGAUAGUAUUUUGGUAUUAAUAAUCAAGCUUCAUUUGUACUACUAAUCUUUAAAUAAGAAAAUUAUGUUACUUAUUUUUUUUUAAUUUACUGCUAAACAUAAAAAAUCAACACUGUUGAUUAUUGAAAUUCACCACUAAUUAUUUCCAUGAUCGAUACUGUAGGAAAAAAAGGACCUUGUUGUUUAGAUUAUCUGUCAUUAAUAACUGUCUCUUCAGAAGAUAGAGUUUCACGUUGGCCUAAAAAAGAAGCUUUAACUUUCAACUGAAAUUCAACCCUUGAGUGCCCUUUGCCCCCUCUACACACUGGUUAAGGGGGGUCCUUUUCCCGUCUGCAUUGUCUUGGUUUGCAGGACUGUGUAGCCCUCUGCAUAGCUGUGCCAAAUCACAGCACAUGCAGGAGUGUUUUUUCUUAUUCCUAUUGGUGUCUCCGUCACUGGGGAUAGAGCCAUGGCCAUGGGGUUUGAUUUGUACAGUCCUUAGGUAGAGUGGCUGCAAUAUUAUUUGAAUGCAGCCAUUGUAGACAGUUUUGUAGGUUAUUUAUGUUUUAUUUCAUUGCAUUUACUGAGUUGAUUGUAAUGUUAAAAUAGGCAUUUAUAUGACACAGUAACAUUAUAUUUUAGCAUUUAUUUUGUCUUACUAAGGAAAUUUAGAAGUGAUAUUGCAAGUGAUAAUUGAUCUUUAUGAAUAAAAAUUACCACUAUACUUAGGUGAAACAAAGCAAGUAUGUUUUGCUUGUUUGCAAUGUGUUUUAAUUUUUACAACUAUUUAUAGAUUUAUUACCUCCUUUGCCAAAAGAACUACAGUAAAUAAAAACACAUGUUGGUGUAGCCUUUUCUAAGAAGGAAGACUCCAGAGCAACCUUUUAAGGGCUGCUUUUGUAGUCAUUGAGUAUGUUGAUACGUGUCUCCUCACCUGAUGGCCUUGUGUGUCUGUCUGCCCAUGCCUUUCUGCUUUUCCUGCCCGGACGGCCCGACGGCAACACCACAACCACAGGAGCUGGACGAGCCAAAUCGAGUCAGAGGCGCGUCCACAAGGAUGUCCAAGGAAGUUAAGAACUGGUGCAUGAAAAGAUAGGAAUGGAGUUCAGACCCUAGCGUGUCAGAGGCAAGCUUGUAACACAGCUUGCUGAUGACCGCAUGGCACUGGUGUCAGGCAUCAGCUUAGAUCCAGAAGCAGCAAUUGGUGUGACAAAGCGGUCACCUCCCAAAUGGGUGGAUGGAGUAGAUGAAGUCCAGUAUGAUGUUGGCCGCAUUAAACAGAAGAUGAAGGAGUUGGCCAGCCUUCAUGACAAGCAUUUGAACAGACCCACCUUGGACGACAGCAGCGAGGAAGAGCAUGCCAUCGAGAUAACCACCCAAGAGAUCACACAGCUCUUCCACAGGUGCCAGCGUGCCGUGCAGGCCUUGCCCAGUCGGGCACGAAGGGCCUGCUCUGAGCAGGAAGAGCGGCUACUGCGGAACGUGGUGGCCUCCCUGGCACAGGCCCUGCAGGAGCUGUCCACCAGCUUCCGGCACGCACAGUCCGGCUACCUGAAACGCAUGAAGAACCGAGAGGAAAGAUCACAGCAUUUCUUUGACACAUCGGUGCCACUAAUGGAGGAUGGAGAUGAUGCUGCUUUGUAUGGUCAGGGUUUCACGGAUGACCAACUGGUACUGGUAGAGCAGAACACACUGAUGGUGGAGGAGAGAGAGCGGGAGAUCCGUCAGAUUGUACAGUCCAUUUCUGACCUCAGUGAAAUCUUCAGGGACUUGGGAGCCAUGAUUGUGGAGCAGGGUACAGUCCUUGACAGAAUUGACUAUAAUGUUGAACAGUCCUGUGUCAAGACCGAAGAUGGCUUGAAACAGCUUCACAAGGCAGAGCAGUACCAAAAGAAGAACCGGAAGAUGCUCGUGAUCUUGAUACUGGUUGUCAUCAUCGUAGUCCUCAUUGUGGUCCUCAUCGGCGUAAAGUCUCGUUAGUGGCGCCAAGUUCUUGAGACUGCUACUGCAUGGAUUCCUUGGGUAUGAGGGCUUCGCUGGCGCCACACUGCUGUACUGCCCACAGAAUGCAGCCCACUGGCCCAGCAACGGGCAGUGGACCUUCCUGUGGACGCCCCUCCUGUAGACUGGAGUGCAGCAGGCUCAGCUGUGGGUUUCCAUCUCUGUCCAGAGUUUAAGGACUGGAAGCUGUUGCUGAGGAGACUGGCCCUGUGACCAGCUGUCAUAUAAAGAUGUUUUCUAGAAAGCGAGAGGAGAAAAGGUUUCCAGGCAGUGCUGAGCACCAGUACGAUGUGUGUGAAUGAAGGUUUCCAGGCAGUGCUGAGCACCAGUGUAAUGUGUGUGUGUGCUCACUUUUAGCACUCAUGUCUGAGCAGCAUGUUAACUAAGUUUUAGGAAAUUUUUUUUAACCAUCUGGUUUUUAAGAAGUUUGGUACCAAAAAUUUAUGAGUAGAGGCAGAAUGCCUCUUCAUCUUCCCAGCUGAAAACAAACCAAGAAGUCCUUCAAGAAUUUAUAAUCCAUUCCCCAUUAACUUAAUUUAGCUUUUCCAUCACUGUUAACGAUCAGAGUAACAAAGUGUGAAAAAUAAGAAACCAUCAUUGAUGUUAAUUAACACAUUUAGACGGGCCAGUUAAACCAGCUUCAUGCGUUUAAAUCAAUUGUAAAUAGCGUAUUCCUCAUUCAGAAUUUUGCACUGUAUUUUCUACUGUAAACUAAGAGCGGUUACUAAGCAAAACCUCCUGAAUCAGAGAGUUGGCCAUUUGAACCAACCUCACAUUAUAAGAAAGCUUGACAGUAUCAUGAACUAGAUUGAGCCAGUGUGUCUCCAGUCAUCCUUACUCAGUCCAUUACUUAUAUUCUAGCUACGUAAUGACCUGUCCAAACCUGACUCCAUUUAAUGAACUGUAAAUUUACACAGAGGCCAUUUUAAAUGGGUCACCCCAUUUAGGAUUAGUGGAUCUCGAAUUAUUAACCAAACAUCACUCCAUUUCAAAGUAAAAUAUUCUCCCCAUGAUUUGAUUUAUCGACUCUUCCAUUGUCACUUAGCAAUGCCCAGAAAGCAGGGAUAUUCCUGAGGACAGUGAGAGCCCUAUGUGUAUGCUUGCUGUGUGUGUGUAUGUGUGUGUAUGUGUAGAUAUGCGUGCUCUGUGUAUUCACGUGCACUAUGUGUAGAUAAGUGUGCUCUGUGUGUGUGUGAGUGCACAUAUCACAUACAUAUCAGAUUGCCAAAGUAAGGUUCUGUUUACUUACUUGUUAACUCUGGUGCUCGCGUGCUCUGCAGAGCUAGAGUGAUGUGGACAGUGACGGAGCUUUGAAAAUGAGGGUGUGAGUAUCUCAUUUGCCGUCUUCAUUGACACUGCUGUCAUUUUAGUAGUCUUUUUAAAACUGUCUCUGCCUCUCUUAAAUGAUUUAAGAGUGUGGCCUGUUAAGUGUGCCACAGUUCCAUUAUUUAAGAGUCUGGGACUGUUGAGUGUGUCACAGUUCCAUUAUUUAAGAGUCUGGGACUGUUGAGUGUGUCACAGUUCCAUUUGUAUAUAUGCAAAUGUAUGUAUUACAGAUAUCAUUGAAGCGGUGGCUCAAAACUCUAACUCAUGCAGACCUACCAUUAGCUCAGCCUCCCUGCCCAGGCUGUGGGAUAUUGGGGUCCAGAGGUUUACCAGAUCCUUUGGUGACAUAGUAGGGAGCAUUGGGAAGGGGAGUCAGCACCUACCCCAUCACUUCAGAAUCCUACAGGCCUCUUCCCACAGACGAGCUGCUCCUGGGUGGACUGGUCAAAUUAGGAGGCCUGCUUCAAGCAAUCUGUGGAGCAUGCUGAGUCAUUGUGAAAGCCUUGAAGAAAAGUGACCUUUUAAGAAAGGAGCACCAUUUAUUUCUAUUUAUUUCCCUGAAUAGAGUUUUUUUUUUUUUUUUUCCCCAGGGGGGAGGUAGUUUUUCCCCAACCCUUCUGGGUAACCUAACAGUUCUGGUUAGAAAUUGUCCCAAGGACCUGUGGAAAGAGGGACUGUCUGUCCCCUUCUGCUUGAAGACAGUAUGGUUCUGGUCUGGGCCCAGCCACCCUGAUGGUCAUCCUGGAGCUGGAUCAGAGCCUUGUGCACUAGCUCUUCGGGGACCCCACUGCUCUCUUGGGUUGAGCCUGUCUUGGGGGAAAGAUUAGAAACCUGUGAGGACACAAGAGAAGUUAGUACCAAUGUCCUAGUAGGGGCCUCAGGAUAAUUGAUUUUGGAAGAGGACUCUUCUGUCUGCUGACAGCCACUGUCUAUGGGCUCCUCCUGCCCUUCAGUCUAGCCGCGGAGGUGACAAUCACAUCUCUCCCUGUGCCUGGGAAGCACCAUGGGGAAGAAGCCCAACCCCUGGACACCACCUUCCACUGUCCUGGGUGACUUCUGUAGAGUGGGGUGGAAGGAGAGAGAAGUGUUGGUCCUUUGGGUCCCCUGAUCUUUCCUAAGACUAGCCGAAAACUGCUGUCCAUCUGUCUGUCUGUGGCUGGAGGGGGGAGGUAGUGUUGGGGUGCUGGCUGGGCCACUGUGUGAAGCAGCGUGUGUCUAAUUGAACGGAUGUUCCGCGCUCCGCUAAUUGAGAGAGCGUUAUUUAUUUGUUUUGACACAGUGCUCGCAGUGUUUCAGCCCAGCUAAUGGCUUCUUAAAGGUAAUAAAACCCUCCAACCUAAUUGGCCAGAUAAGACUGUUUGCCUUGUGUGCUUAAAUAAAGCAAUUAGUGGAGCGCUUCUAUCCAAAAUGACUUUUUUCUGUCCUAACUAAUUCACCGCUACUGGAAACUUUGUACAAUAAAGCAGUCUCACAGAUGAAGAGCA
Messenger RNA from Peromyscus leucopus (white-footed mouse), 7142 nucleotides. RefSeq names its product syntaxin 16 (gene Stx16). Gene Ontology annotation, molecular function: SNAP receptor activity; SNARE binding. Gene Ontology annotation, biological process: vesicle-mediated transport; intracellular protein transport; vesicle fusion. Gene Ontology annotation, cellular component: endomembrane system; SNARE complex; membrane. The record is from RefSeq and is a predicted model, not a curated record. The transcript has 9 exons. Bases 3490 to 4311 code for a protein of 273 amino acids. Lineage: Eukaryota; Metazoa; Chordata; Mammalia; Rodentia; Cricetidae.